UUUAUCGAGUCUUCUACAGGAAUAGAAAAGCUAACUUUUUCACCGCUGUCUUGUGGUCAUUAUUGCUGUCUGAGAAAACAGACCAAACUCUGCUCCUGUUAGCAAACUCUGAAGUUUACUUAAUGCACAGAUCACACAGCACACAUCAAAAUGGCCUCAUACUUUGAUGAACAUGACUGUGAGCCCACCAACCCUGAGGAGCAAUAUCGUCAGAAUGCACUACUGGAGCUGGCCAGGUCCUUAAUGCAGGGUUUGGACCUGAUUGACUCCGGGGCAUUCGACCUGUCAGACUGGGACCAGCGGCUUCCUCCCCCGGCUGCCAAAACUGCUGUUCAGACCCUCACUGUGGUCGUCAUUUCCGCAGAACAAGCAGACAAAGGUUUGAAGUGUCCUGUGUGUUUGCUGGAGUUCGAGGAACAAGAGACGGUUCGAGAAAUGCCUUGCAAACACCUCUUCCACUCAGGAUGUAUACUACCCUGGUUGGGCAAGACUAACUCCUGUCCACUUUGCCGACUUGAGUUACCGACUGACAAUCCAGAGUAUGAGGAGUUUAAAAAGGACAAGGAGAGAAGAAAACAGAGGGAGCACCGACUUGAGGACCUGCAUGGAGCUAUGUACACCUGAUGAAAGUGCUGAAUGCUGCAAGAACAGCAAGCUGCAUUCAGCCCAAUUCCACAAAGAUGGAACCCUGUUUGAUGUACUGAGACCAUUUUGCUACCUACAAAAAAAAAAAAACCUCAAACAAAUCUAAAACUUUUCCACAGAACCCCCUCAACAGCGACUGGCAUCACUGGAUGCUCCAUUGUGUUAAAAUGAGAGUUUAUAUUAAAUGACACCAGCUUUGGGAACAUGAUAAUGGAACAUUUUAAAUGUGCUUUUUUUUAACCCGAUGUUUCCAAAUGGAGCAGAAAGCAGCUCUGAGCACUCUGACUUUAAAUUCCUUUUUUAUUUAAAUUUAUGAACUUCUAAUGUGCAUAAAAGCUGUACUUAUCAAGUAAAUGGAAAUGUUUAGGAAGAGGAAAUUAGCAGUGACUAUUUGUCAUACUUGGAAAGCUUGUUUUUUUUUCAUGUGCAUUUGUUUUGGCUAUUAAAGCUGGCAAUAUGAGGUAUGUAUAUAUAUGGAUACAUAAUUUUUAUGUAUUUAUGAGGUGAAAUGAAAUCAUUUACCAAAGAAACCUUUGAGUCCCUUUUCCCAUCACAGACCUCCUGUGCAUUAGCAGACUGCGUAGCGCACUAAACUAAAUUUAGUUGAUGGGGGGUAAAAAAAUUAAACAAAAACCAGUUUGAUAAUAACUUCUCAUUUUUAUUUCAUAUUUGAAUAUAAAUCUCUGUCAAAAUAAAAGGCCUAAAUGAUAGACAAAAAUCAGACAUAUUUACAGAAUUUAUAAAAGGAAACAAUUUCUGUUGACUAUUUUAUACAGGGGGUUUCUCUGAUGCCUUCGUUAAUAUUCUAUAUCUUUUUUUUUUUUUUCAAAUUUACAGGACGUAGGAAGAGAGUACAUUUCAUAGACAUUUGGAUCUGUGUUGCGAGUGUUGACGUAAAAGUCAGGCGGCCUUCUAAAACAUAAGGCUCCACACAAACCCUUAAACGGUGCACACAAUGAUCUAAGAACAAAACAAAAAAGAAAAGGAGAAAAUCUCCACCUUUCAUUGGAUUAUUUGGCAUGUUGAAUGGUUUUAAUGGUACAGAAGCUGUUUGGGCCCCGUUGUUUGGGCUCACAAGCUGCCGUUUAGAGUUGCACGUUGACUUGGUUACAGUAUGGCAAAAAAAAAGGCUACAGCUAAACAUAAGUCAAAUAUAAUAAAAAGAAAGUUUCUUAGGCAGAGUACAUGGGAUAAGGCUGAAAACAGUGCACUUCAUACUAACUCAUACCGCCGCAUCGGACACACACACACACACACACACACACACAUAUAAAUGGAAAGAAAACUGUAUACUCCAGUCUUUUUUGGCAUGGUUUUCUGCAGUCCAACAAAAAUGUCAAGUUCAAACUUUUUUGCACAGUAAGCGAUGAGAGCGCCGUGUGCUCAUUCAGCUUAUGUAACAGCAUAACCCCAGCUCUGUCACAUUCGGACACUUGUGGACGCAGCUGGAAAAUACUGAACCUUGACCAAAGAACAAAAAAAAUAAAAAUAAAAAUGCUUCCAACAAGUUGGAAAGCUGCAUCUCCCAUCUUUCACAUCAGACCCACAAAAGAGGUAGGAGACGUGACCUUUUGAAAACGUGUAUUGCUGGCAUCCUGUGUGUUUGACGAAAUAAAACGCGUCAAGCAGAAGGACAAAAAAAAAAAAACCCCAACAGAUUA
Molecule: messenger RNA, 2306 nt
Organism: Poecilia reticulata (guppy)
Lineage: Eukaryota; Metazoa; Chordata; Actinopteri; Cyprinodontiformes; Poeciliidae
Gene: rnf181
Product: ring finger protein 181
Biological process (GO): protein ubiquitination
Cellular component (GO): cytoplasm
Molecular function (GO): ubiquitin protein ligase activity
Source: RefSeq, a predicted model, not a curated record